Scomber scombrus (Atlantic mackerel) is the source of this 6717-nucleotide messenger RNA. RefSeq names its product sidekick cell adhesion molecule 2b (gene sdk2b). The record is from RefSeq and is a predicted model, not a curated record. Gene Ontology annotation, molecular function: protein binding. Lineage: Eukaryota; Metazoa; Chordata; Actinopteri; Scombriformes; Scombridae.
AUGUUUGAUGACUCUUGGAGCAGAUCGAUGUGGCGCGCCACAUGGAUUUUAUGUUUUUCUUUACUCAUCCACUCCACACAAGCUCAAGAUGACGUUCCUCCCUACUUCAAGACAGAGCCGGUGCGCAGCCAGCUCCAUCUGGAGCGCAACAGGCUGGUGCUGACCUGUAUGGCCGAGGGGAGCUGGCCACUGGAGUUCAAAUGGAUCCACAACAACACGGAGUUGACCCGCUUUUCACUUGAGUACAGGUAUCUGAUCCCUUCAUUGGACCGUUCCCAUGCUGGCUUCUACCGCUGCAUCGUCAGGAAUCGAGUGGGAGCCCUUCUACAGAGGCGUACAGAAGUACAGGUGGCCUUUAUGGGCAGUUUUGAAGAAGGUGAACGUACACAGUCUGUCUCUCAAGGAGAGGGCGCCGUUGUACCCGCGCCGCGCAUUCGCAGCUUCCCCCAGCCACAAGUCACCUGGUUCAGAGAUGGGCGCAAGAUUCCACCAAGCAGUCGCAUUGCCAUCACUCUGGACAACACGCUGGUCAUCUUGUCUACGGUGGCACCAGAUGCCGGGCGUUACUACGUACAGGCGGUAAAUGACAAGAACGGAGAGAACAAAACCAGCCAGCCCAUCACCCUGUCAGUAGAGAAUGUUGGAGGUCCAGCAGACCCCAUUGCCCCCACCAUCAUCAUCCCUCCCAGGGACACUAGCGUGGUCACAGGCACGUCAGAGGUCACACUGGAGUGUGUGGCCAAUGCCAGACCUCUUAUCAAGCUAAGUAUCUCAUGGCGUAAGAAUGGCGUAUUGGUGACCAGCGGUUUGAGUGACUUCAACCGCAGGCUGACCAUCCUCAGUCCUGUGGUGAGUGACGCCGGCUUUUACGAGUGUGAGGCCAUUCUCCGCAGCAGCAGUGUGCCCUCAGUCAGUGCUGGGGCUUAUCUGCACGUACUAGAGCCACCGCAGUUUAUUAAAGAACCAGAGAAACACAUCACAGCUGAAAUGGAGAAGGUUGUAGACAUACCCUGUCAGGCACGAGGAGUGCCCCAGCCAGAUAUCGUGUGGUACAAGGAUGCUUUGCCCAUUGACCCAGUGAAAACACCCAGGUACCGGGUGCUGGUGGGAGGCAGCCUGCAGGUCAAUGGCCUCCUGCCUGAUGACACCGGGAUGUUCCAGUGCUUUGCCAGGAAUUUGGCAGGAGAAGUCCAGACUAACACAUACCUGGCUGUUACCAGCAUUGCCCCAAAUAUCACAGCCGGACCCUCUGACAGCACUGUGAUCGACGGUAUGUCAGUCAUCCUGCACUGCGAGACCUCUGGUGCUCCGAGACCGGCUAUCACCUGGCAGAAAGGCGAGCGCGUGUUGGCCAGUGGUUCUGUCCAGCUGCCCAGGUUCACCCUGCUCGAGUCAGGCAGCCUGCUCAUCUCCCCCUCCCACAUCUCAGAUGCCGGGACCUACACUUGCAUGGCCAGCAACUCCAGGGGCAUCGAUGAGGCGUCCGCUGACCUCGUGGUUUGGGCUCGCACCCGAAUUACCACACCCCCACAGGACCAGAGUGUUAUAAAAGGAACUAAAGCCAUUUUGACCUGUGGAGUCACACAUGACCCCAGUGUAACUGUCAGGCAUGUCUGGGAGAAGGAGGGCUCAGUGAUCAGCGUCCAGUCCACCCCUCGCCUUCGGCUAGAAGAAGACGGCACCCUCCACAUCUCCCAAACCUGGUCAGGUGACAUAGGCACAUACACGUGCAGAGUAACAUCCGUUGGCGGCAACGACUCCCGCAGCGCCCACCUCCGCGUCAGGCAGUUGCCCCAUGCCCCGGAAAACCCUACAGCCGGUCUGAGCACAUCUGAAAAAAGAGCCAUCGACCUGGCCUGGGCCAAACCCUUUGAUGGCAACAGUCCUCUCAUACGCUACAUUCUGGAGGUUUCCGAGAACAAUGCUCCCUGGGCCAUCCUGCUGGCCAAUAUUGAGCCAGAAUCCAUAGCAGUGACAGUCAGUGGUUUGAUCCCAGCGCGCUCCUAUCAGUUCCGACUCUGUGCCGUUAAUGAUGUGGGGAAGGGGCAGUUCAGCAAGGAGACAGACCGUGUCUCUCUUCCAGAGGAGCCUCCCAGUGCUCCCCCUCAGAAUGUUAUAGCUAGCGGUCGGACCAACCAGUCCAUCAUGAUCCAGUGGCAACCCCCACCAGAAAGCCAUCAAAAUGGCAUUCUAAGGGGCUACACCAUCCGGUACCGUCUCACUGGGCUGCCUGUGGACUACCAAAUCAAGAACAUUUCCAGCCAUGAUGUGACCAACCUGCUGCUGGAGGACCUCAUCAUCUGGACUAACUAUGAGAUUGAGGUGGCUGCCUACAAUGGGGCAGGUUUGGGCACGUUCAGCCAUAAGGUGACUGAGUGGACUCUGCAGGGAGUACCAACCAUCACACCGGGCAACGUGCAGGCCGAGUCAGUCAACUCAACAACGAUCCGUUUUACGUGGACAGCCCCUAACCCUCAGUUCAUCAACGGCAUCAACCAGGGCUACAAGUUACUGGCCUGGGAGCCAGGCAGAGAUGAAGAAGUUUCUAUGGUAACAGUACGACCAAACUUCCAGGACAGCGUCCAUGUGGGAUAUGUGACAGGUCUGAAGAAGUUCACCGAGUAUUACACAUCUGUGCUGUGUUUCACUACGCCCGGAGACGGCCCCCGCAGCCCGCCCAAAGCAUUAAGGACACAUGAGGACACCCCCGGUGCUGUGGGCCACCUAAGUUUCACCGAGAUCCUGGAUACCUCACUUAAAGUCAGCUGGAGUGAGCCCGGCGAGAAGAACGGCGUUCUCACAGGCUACCGCAUUUCGUGGGAGGAGUACAACCGCACAAACACUAGAGUCACCCACUACCUGCCGAAUGUCACCUUAGAGUACAGGGUCACUGGACUCACUGCUCUCACCACCUACACUAUUGAAGUGGCAGGCAUGACCUCCAAAGGCCAGGGCCAGCUGUCCUCUUCCACUAUUUCCUCAGGCGUCCCCACCAGGCUCCCCGGUCCUCCAACCAACAUGGCAAUUUCCAACAUCGGCCCACGCUCUGUCACCCUGCAAUUCAAACCUGGUUAUGAUGGCAAAACUUCCAUUUCCCGAUGGCAGGUGGAGGCCCAGGUUGGUGUGGUAGGGAGAAAAUGAGGGACUGGGUGACGGGUCCACCAGGUGUCCAAUGAGCCUGAUGCUCGCUCCUUAGAAGUGCCAGGUCUCAACCCAUACACCUUCUACAGGUUCCGGAUGCGUCAGGUGAACAUUGUGGGCACCAGCCCUCCCAGCCAGCCUUCCAGGAAGAUCCAGACCCUGCCAGCUCCUCCAGACAUGGCUCGCAAUGUCACCCUGCGCACUGCGAGUGAGACUAGCCUCUGGUUACGAUGGAUGCCUUUGCCCGAAUGGGAAUACAAUGGGAAUGCAGAGCAGUUGGGGUACAGGGUACAGUACUCCCGUGCAGGCUCACAGGGCCGGGCACUGACCCAUGUUAUUGCUGACCGCCUGGAGAGAGAGUUUACUAUUGAGGACCUGGAGGAGUGGACAGAGUACGAGGUCAGGGUCCAGGCUGUCAACGGCAUCGGGAUGGGACCUUGGAGCCAGCCAGUCAGAGGCAGGACCAGGGAGUCUGUUCCCUCCUUAGGGCCAACCAACGUCUCUGCCUUUGCCACCACCUCUAGCAGUAUACUAGUACGCUGGUUUGAGGUUCCUGAGCCAGACAGAAAUGGACUCAUUUUGGGCUACAAGGUGGUGUACAAAGAGAAAGACUCUGACAGUGCAGUCCACUUCUGGACAGUGGAGGGCAACGCCACACACAGUGUCCAGCUGACUGGUUUGGGCAAAUAUGUGCUCUAUGAGAUCCAGGUUCUGGCUUUUACACGAAUUGGAGACGGACGGCCUAGUUCCCCACCCAUCUUGGAGAGGACUUUGGAUGAUGUUCCAGGGCCUCCAGUGGGUAUCCUGUUCCCUGAAGUGAGGACCACCUCAGUACGGCUUAUAUGGCAGUCUCCUUCACAGCCUAAUGGCAUUAUACUUGCCUACCAGAUCACAUACCACCUCAAUUCCACCAAUAGCAACACGGCCACAGUGGACGUGCUGAGCCCCAGCGCUCGUCAGUACACAGUGACCAGCCUGAAGCCGGAGUCCGUCUACGUGUUCCGCAUCACAGCACAGACACGGAAGGGCUGGGGCGAGGCCGCCGAGGCACUGGUGGUCACCACGGAGAAAAGAGCUCGUCCUCAGCCUACCAGCCGUCCCACAGUGCCUCAGAAAGAUGUUCAGGCACGCCAUGUUUUGCUUUCAUGGGAGCCAGGCAGUGACGGUCUUUCCCCUGUACGUUACUACACGGUGCAGCUCAGAGAGCUUCCUGAGAGCAACUGGACUGUCCACUCUGCCUCUGUUAACCAUGAAGCCUCCUCCUACAUAGUAUCCAGGCUGAAACCCUUCACAUCCUACCAGUUCCGAGUAAAAGCCACCAACGACAUAGGGGACAGUGAGUACAGCGAGGAAAGUGAAGCUAUCACAACGCUACAGGAUGCGCCCGACGAAGCACCCGCUAUUCUCUCCGUCACGCCACACACAACAACGUCAGUGCUGAUUCGCUGGCAGCCUCCCUCUGAGGAGAAGAUAAAUGGAAUUUUACUGGGAUUUCGGAUCCGAUUCCGGGAGCUGCUGUAUGACCGUCUCCGCAGUUACUCUGUUCAUACCAUCAACAGUAUGUCAACCUGGGCUGAGCUUACUGCCCCAUACAGCAUCCAGAAUCUGAGUGAUCCUACUCUGACCCAGUAUGAGCUGAACAAGCUGAGUAAACACAAGCGCUAUGAAAUUCGCAUGAGUGUGUACAACGCUGUGGGCGAGGGGCCAACCAGCCCACCGCAUGAGGUGUUUGUGGGAGAAGCAGUGCCCACAGCCCCACCCCAGAAUGUGGUCAUUCAGUCCGCAACAGCCACCCAGCUGGAUGUAACGUGGGAACCUCCUCCUGUAGACGCUCAGAAUGGAGACAUCCAGGGCUACAAGGUUUACUUCUGGGAGUUCAAGCGUAAGAAUGAGACAGAGCGGCUGCGCACUCUGUUCAUGCCUGAGGGAGGGGUGAAGCUGAAGAACCUGACUGGUUAUACCACGUACAUGAUUAGUGUAGCGCCAUUCAAUGCUGCUGGGGACGGACCCCGCAGCCCCCCAACCAGGGGACGCACUCAGCAAGCAGCUCCCAGUGCUCCCAGCUUCAUCCACUUCAGUGAGCUGACCACCACCUCGGUCAACGUGUCCUGGGGCGAGCCCACCUUUCCUAAUGGCAUCAUCGAGGGCUACCGUCUGAUCUAUGAACCCUGCACACCUGUAGAUGAGUCCUCAGUGGCCUGUGCCGACUGUCUUCACUCCCCCUCCCCCCCAGGCGUCAGUAAGACAGUGAUGGUGGACGUGAAGGGAAGCGGACCCCUCUGGUUGAAGCUCAGAGAUUUGGUCGAUGGCAUCACUUAUAACUUCCGCAUCCGGGCCAAGACCUUCAUCUACGGGCCCGAGGUGGAGGCCAACAUCACCACUGGCCCGGGAGAAGGUGCCCCGGGGCCCCCUGGAGAGCCUUUUAUCACACGCUAUGGUGCGGCCCUGACCAUCCACUGGACCAGCGGGGACCCAGGACGUGCUCCCAUCACACGCUACGUUAUCGAAGCCAGGCCUUCAGAUGAAGGAUUGUGGGAUAUCCUAAUCAAGGACAUUCCUAAAGAAGUGACAUCGCACACAUUCAACAUGGAUAUUCUGAAGCAAGGAGUCAGUUAUGACUUCCGGGUAAUAGGAGUGAAUGAUUAUGGCUAUGGCUCUCCAAGUCUACCCUCUCCUUCUAUAUCUGCCCAAAAAGUGGCGCCUUUCUAUGAGGAGUGGUGGUUCCUGGUUGUGGUGGCUCUGGUGGGGCUCAUCUUCAUCCUGCUGCUGGUUUUCAUCCUCAUUAUCAGGGGACAGAGCAAGAAGUAUGCCAAGAAGUCUGAAUCAGGUAACAACUCCAACUGUAACGCCCUUACCCACGGAGACAUGGUGAGUCUGGAUGAAGGCCGUUUCCCCGCUCUGGAGCUCAACAACCGCCGACUGUCUGUGAAAAACUCUUUCUGCCGGAAAAACGGUGUCUACACCAGGUCUCCUCCCAGGCCCAGCCCAGGCAGUCUCCACUACUCAGACGAGGACGUCAGCACAAAAUACAAUGAUCUGAUACCUGCAGAGAGCAGCAGCCUGACUGAGAAACCUUCAGAAAUCUCAGACUCACAGGAGGCGCUGGUGUUUUCAUAUGGGACAGGUGGUCUACAUACACUUCCACUGCAUUUGGGCAGCGACAGUGAGUAUGAGGUGGACCCCAACCGACAGAAGACCCACUCCUUUGUCAAUCACUACAUAAGUGACCCCACUUACUACAACUCCUGGCGCCGCCAACAGAAAGGCAUAUCGCGUGCGCAGGCUUACAGCUACACAGAGUCCGAGUCAGGCGAGCCAGAGAUUUGCGCCCCACCGCCACUUCCUCCUCUACCUCCACUGCCACCCCAGCUCAGUUCACCUAGCCCCCAGCCUCAGCAGGCCCAGGGACAACCCCAGGGCCAAGGCAGCCUGUUCAGGCCCAAAGGUAGCCGGACUCCCACCCCCUCCCAGCAGAGCUCCAACCCCCCAAGCCAGCACAGCACCCUCUACAGGCCCCCCAGCAGCCUAGCCCCUGGCUCACGGGCCCCCAUUGCUGGCUUCUCCUCCUUUGUGUGA